This is a messenger RNA of Aspergillus caelatus, 555 nucleotides long. RefSeq lists its product as uncharacterized. The record is from RefSeq and is a predicted model, not a curated record. The coding region runs from base 1 to 555 and encodes 184 amino acids. NCBI's taxonomy places the organism in Eukaryota, Fungi, Ascomycota, Eurotiomycetes, Eurotiales, Aspergillaceae. The transcript has a single exon.
AUGCGUUUCGAAAUCGUCAGUCUCCUCGCCUUCACUGUUGGUGGAAGUGUGGCCUCCUUUAUUCAACUCCCCUCUACCUACUGCGUCCGGAUGAUCCCUGAGGUCAUUAAUGCGCUCAACUCGGACAGAAUUUUUGAACACGCAAAGAACAAAGUAUGUAGCACCGAGUGCAACCUCAAGAUGUCCGACUACGAGAGCAAAGCGCGUGUCAUGGGCAUGGGGGUCAUCAAGAAGGAGUGCGAUGAGAUGGGCGCUCCUGAGCUAAGCGAGGAGUACAUCAAACUGCUCGACUCCAUCUACAGCACGGCGUUGGAAAAAUGUGAAGUUAAGCAGCUUGGCGACACCAACAUUUGUGACGUGGACGAUGCACAGGGAAGGAAGAUUGGGCAGUGUGUGAAGAACAGCAUACUGGGCAUUAUGUUCGACCAGCCUAAAGCAUUCUGGUCGGUCCUCACAACAAAGUGUGAGGAGCAGUACCGGUUCUUUUCGAAUAAAGAUUUGUGGGAGACAAAGUUCCCCCAGUACCUGGAGGAGUUUGCUACAAAACAAUGCUAA